UACCAUGCCUCUGAGGAGAAAAGUGAGAUCAAGUUCUGCUUCAGGAAAGCUAGAAACAUCUACUCUGAACAGCGUGUGCAUUUCACUUGUGGAUAUUCUUGCAUUCUGAAUGAGCUGAGAGAGUCUACAGCUACAACAGACCCUUUGUCUCGACGUGCUCAGACUUCUUUAGGAGGCCCCAGGUUGCAAGCUGUUUCUCCGGUUUCUCGCAGCAGUUUUUCACAAGACCCUCAGGAAGAGAUAGCCCAGGUCCCAGAAUGGCUGAUGAAGGAGUUCAUCAAAGGGCAGCAGAGAAGCCACUCCAUAGGACUUAUGGAAAACAUACUGGAGAGCGAAAGAGUUCAUCAUGUCAGUCCGUCUAGGAGCUCAUGGAGAGGAAAGAUUGAGCAGCAAGUAACUCUUGAGGAGCUUCAGAAACUCCAUGCAGCCUUUCAGGAACUAGAAAUGAAUGGACAUAAAUAUUUGGAUAUAGAAGACUUCAAGCACACAGUGAAGAAAUGCAUGGGAUCCCACAAUGUAAACGAUGGACAAAUAGAAAUACUUUUCAUGAAAAUAGACUAUUUUGCAAGUGGCUGGAUUCAGUGGAAUGACUUCUGCACGUACAUGCACCUGGAAUAUACAGGGCAGGAUAGGUCAACUGUCCGAUUGAAAGGAACCACUUUCUCACUUCCUGCCACAAUUCAGGAUAUCCCAUAUGGAGAGCCUGUGAUUCGCAUUUGCUCAUUGUUGAAUAGCACCUUAAUAACAGCUCGUGAAGAUGGAACUAUUUCCUUCUGGACACCACAGCUCAAACAAAAACGAAGCAAGAUGGUGUUGGGGAAAACCCACAAAAAAUCUAAGCGGUUGAUGGAUUUUGCUAUCAUGACUCCAUACAACAAAUUAAUCUUGGGAACUGGGGAUCAUGAACUUCAGUUCUAUGAAAUCUCCAAUUUCGAACCGUACCUUCAAAUUAGUGGUUUGGAAGCUAUACCUUUGAAUUUGGACUACUGCUAUACAGAUCCUGACGAAUGCAUGAUUCUUUAUGGUGAUGAUCAGGGCUGUGUCAAUAUCUUGCUCUUGCAGUCUGUGGGUGAGUUCCUAAGAACUUGGAACAAGCUACCAAAAAUGGAACAUCUUCCUAAUAUAAGCCUUGAACAUGUUGCUCUGUCUCCAAAUGCCACUUAUAUUCGCUGGAAAGUUCAUGGAGAUUGGGUUACUCAGCUCAAUUACUAUGAUUCUAUUAAAGCGAUUGUUUCUGCCUCAAGGCAUGAGCCUACAGCCUUGGUAAUAGGCUGCGUUGUUGGAGCUACCAAUGUUGAACAACAGAUGAAAGAAAUAAGAGAGCACAGGAAGGAUUCAAAGGCAAGGAAAGGGCAGGCGAGCCUAGGAACUCCUUGCAGUCGAGCUGAGGGGGAUCAGAUUGUUUUUCGAGUUCACAAAGGGGUAAAAACAUUUGCUUUCAGUAAAAAGAACAACCUCAUAGUAACAGGUGGGAUGGAUCGAAUCAUUCGAAUGUGGAAUCCUUAUAUGCCUGGAAGGCCAACAGGCAUGCUUAGAAGCCAUAUGGCCCCUGUUUUCUAUGUCUGCAUAUCUGAAGAGGACAGUAAAAUAUUUUCCAUCUCAACAGACAACACUGUUAAGAUAUGGGAUAUAGUAGACCAAAAUUGUCUAUUCACAGCCUGUUCAAAAAACAAUGAAAUAAAAGGAGAAAUCAGUGCUUGCCACUACUUCUCAAGUAAUAGAUCCCUUUAUGUUGCCACAGACACUUUGGCUGUUCUCCGUCUAAGAUUAAGCACACCUGCAGAUCCCAACUUGGUGAUUUCCCACAAGGACCCCGUUUUGUGCUGCAAGUACAACAGAGUGUUCAGGCAUGUGGUGAGCUGCUCGGAAGGCUCUGUGAUCAAAGUGUGGGAUUUUGAAACUGGAAAGCAGCUGUUUGAAUUUGGCAAUGCUCACGGUGGAUCUGCAAUAACCUGCCUCACUUUUGACCCUAGUGGAAGAAGACUUAUAACAGGAGGAAGAGACGGCUGUUUGAAAAUAUGGAAUUAUAAUAAUGGACAUUGUUUGCACACUUUGAAAAAAGAAGACACAUGCGAAGAAAUCUGUGACUGCACCUAUGUGGAGGUGAAUCGAAAAAAGUAUAUCAUAGGUGUUGGAUGGGACAGAAAAAUAAACAUGUUUUAUGAUUCGACAGACAGUUUCCAUCACCUUCAGAAACCUCAAGGCCAUUGGCAGGAUGAUAUAAGCCGUGGACAUAAGGAAGAUAUUCUCUGCAUUGCGCAGUGUCCACCUACUCUCCUUGCCACAUCAAGUUAUGAUGGUGAAAUUAUUGUCUGGAAUAUGAUCUCAGGCCGCAUAUGCCAUAAAUUCCACACUCCUAUUCUCACUUCCUCUGUUUAUACCAAAACAUCCCAAGCUGUAGAUGCAAGUGUUACUCAAAUACUGUUUCUAAAGACCCGUGUUGCAAAAUUUGAAUCAGCAGCAUCCUCUCUAAUUUCCAAUGGACCACAAGGUUAUGUACACUUUUGGAGUUUGUUCUCUAAAGAUCCACUUGUGGCAAGUUUCACACCUUCUAGAGAGAAAUCCCUGAUCAGCAGCAUUGCUAUUACUUUUGAUGAUUCAUAUCUGUAUGCGGCAGACGAAGAUGGAUAUGUGUACGUCCAUGACAUCAAAGAAUACGCUCUUCAUGAUCUAGGACAAGAAGCACCAAAAUAUGUGAAUCACUGGAGAGCUCAUAUAAAUUUGGUUCUAGCGCUAGAGAUUAUAGACGAAGAUAAUAUCCUUCUGUCAUGUUCCGUGGAUCGUACUGUUCGAUUAUGGAGUCAAUCUGGUGAAUACAUUGGAACUUUUGGUCAGGCAGAAUCUUGGGAAAUUUUUACUCCGGCCUCCUGGAAGCAUCCCAUGGUUCCCUAUGAGAUUCUAAUUGAUCCACAAAGUAUGCCUAAUCAUCCAGUGCUAGAGGGAGAUUCUUCUGGUUUGCAGAUUACAGACAAAGACAAGAAUACUCAGGAAGCAGCAAACUGCAACCCCAGGUUGGCCCAAGUUACUGAUGAAGAUAUAAAAGAAGAAAUCAACAAGCAGUUUUUCACACAAACACCGGGAAGGAGAUGGAAGCAUGAACGUUCCAAGCGGUCAAACAGACUGGUUAGCCGUGGGAAGCCAAACACCUUCCGUGACAUCAACUAUUAUGAAAUAGACAGUUUCCCAGGAAACUGCGAGAAGCCUGACUUGUCGAUUCUUGGGACAGACAUUUUUAGUGUUCGUUAACAAGGAGCAGCUGAGCCACAAGCACCUCGUUUGCCAGAGUAGUGAAACAAGGCACAUCACGUCAGUCUUGAUAUCAUAGCGUCUAUUCCCUUCCCAAUGAAAUGGCGCAUAAAACUUUGCAAAAUGGGUGGAAAAAAUCCAUGGAAACUAAUCCCUGGAAGCUCAAUCAUAGUGUUGCUUUUCAGGUUUAUUUACUACAUUUGUACCCCAAGACUCAAAGGGGAUUACAUCCUCCUCCUCUCCUCCAUUUUAUCUUCUUACAGACCCUGAUAAAGUGAGUGGGCCAAGGUCACCCAGCUUUGUCAAAGAGGGGAUUUAAACCUGAAGUCUCCUUGUUCCAAGCCCGACACACUGGUUUGAGAUGUUAUUAUAGUUGAGAUGAGAGAUGCAGUGUGGUCUACUCCGGGAUAUAUUUUCGAAGUGUAAAAAGCUAAGAGCACUUCUGAUUAUUCCUUGAGAAUGAAAAUGAGCCUAGAAAGGGAUCUGUGCUAUUGCUGUACAGAAAAAGAAGCCUAUUAAACAGACUGUUAGCCAUUUUCAGCACAAUCCUAUGCUGUCACUCCAAUCUGAGCCCAUUGAAAGGAAUAAUCACGGUUUGUUAUUUUUGGUUUUGGUUGGGAUACAGUGGGGUCACAUACAGAGUGGAGCUCCUUCGAUUGGGGAAAAAUUACAGAAUGAAGGGGGUAUUGUCUCUUUCCCUUCCUAAAUUGCAUUCCUGCAAAAACAUGAAGUAUUUCAUGAAGUUUCCUCACAAGAGGAAAAUGAUAGCUGAUGACACUUUUGCAAGCAGGCCUUUUUGGGGAGUUAUCCACUCCCUGAUUGGAGCAACCCAUUUUGGCAAGGUAUCAGCUCCCUGAUUGGAGCAACCCGUUUUGGGAAGUUAUCCGCUCCCAUUUUCUGUGUUUGAAGAUUUUUUUCUCCAGCCUGAGAAGGUAGUCCCACCUGGUGCUGCAGCACUGCCAAUGCAAUUACACAGGAAACUGGGCACAACAAAAAGGCGAACUCCAUAUUUUUAC
Molecule: messenger RNA, 4262 nt
Organism: Sphaerodactylus townsendi
Lineage: Eukaryota; Metazoa; Chordata; Lepidosauria; Squamata; Sphaerodactylidae
Product: WD repeat-containing protein on Y chromosome-like
Exons: 31
Coding region: 265-3246 (993 amino acids)
Molecular function (GO): protein binding; calcium ion binding
Source: RefSeq, a predicted model, not a curated record